AUGACACUUGGCGCUUCGCUUCAUAAUGUACUCAGUCGUGUCAAGGCUCUUCCCCAGACCUACCCCGCAAUAGAUAUUGCCUACUCCCCUACAGAUCCGAUUCAAGAGCCGGUGACCUUGCAACUACCGUCUAAUGGUCUGCGACUACGUUUCGACGGCCCGGACCAAAGGUUACGCCUGAUCGAAGUGCUCGACUUCUCCAAGAUCUCCCUAGUGUAUAAAAACCAGGAAGUGUUGAAAGGAGGCAAACCACAAGAACGGGCGGUCUCGCACCAAGGUCCCAGUUUCGGACAUAUAUACCACCGCCUCUUUGGUCCUUCCUAUCCAGGUGAAUAUCAAAAACCAACUAACCAGUCACCAUAUGGCACAUAUGUGUUAUCGUACCCUGGGGUGGCCUUCUCAUUCCCCCUCCAGCAUUCGGCUUGGUCAGACCAGUGCGAUUUUGUAGCGUUGCUCUCUUCCUCAGCAGCUUUGCCAGCCACCUCCAUGGCGAUCUUUGAGGGGUCAUCCUGGUCUGAUGCUCGGGAAAGAUUGUUCACCCAGCAGCCGAAGUAUCCUCGAUCCCCGGCACUGGCGGGCAAGAACAAAGAAUCUGUCCCAGACGAGGUCGAAGAGUUUAAUAUCUUGGGUGCAGGUAGACUAGAGGUCAUUCGGAGAUCCUCCCCUCCCAGUUACAUUACGCUGGCGGAAACUACCCCGCAAGAUCUCGUGGCAGAGUUUGGGCCGCCCGACGCCAUCUAUCGUAAGCAUGAUAGGAGGAUAACGAUCCACCGCGCGGCUGGCGGUGGUGAGGACCAUAUACAUAUGAGCCCACCUUUGGGUAGGGGAAUAGACGUGACUGAUACGGAUCAAUCGUCCAAUAAUAGUGGCACCGAAGAUUCGGAUGAAGAGCUUUCCCAACCUCAUAACUUGGACCCGUCAUCGUUGCCCACAGAAUGUUUCUUUAACUAUUUCCAUCAUGGGUUUGAUGCUUUUGUAUCUUACCCUACCACGCCUGGGCCUGCAUUUCCAGGAUCCGAUAUUCAAGACCCGUCUCCUCCGUCUCCCUCCUCUCAGUUGGUAGUAACUAAGAUUAUUCUGCAUGGGAAUGUGCCAGGAUCAUAUCCUUUCAAUCGACACCGACGCAGCCGUUGGAAGAUAAAGCUGGACUCGCUGGGCGAGGUAGUCUCCUCGGAAACACGGUACGAGGAGGUCUCUGAUCGACUCAGGGAGGUCUGGAAGGGUGCGUAUGGCAACCCUGCUGAGGAGCGAGCCUUACAGCGGCCCAUGGUACUGAAUCGCGGCUGGGGUGAUAGUCCCGAGAGUAGUGUGGAGUUCCUGGGAGGUUGGGAAGAGAGUACAGGUAAAGGUCAGAGACUUGGACAGGAUAGUCAUGAUGGAGGGUUGGGGAACACGGAGCUGUUUGGCUUUCCUGGUUUGCUGUUUGAGGUUAUGAAGAAUGGGGCAGUUAGCUGCUUGACGAGGCUGACAUGCUCCAGCGGUAGUAUGCCGGAACUGUCGCGGGCGCUUACUCGGUCCUGGUCGUCGACGCUCAAGCUCCCGAAGUCGACGUUUCCUGCACGCGUGACCUCGGCCGAUCAAACAAAAUACCUGCGACGAUGCACUGACGAGCUCUACGCCUGGCAACGCCGUGAAAGACCGGCCGAGAAGCCUUUUGUCCUACACGAUGGCCCGCCGUAUGCUAACGGCGAGCUCCACGUUGGACACGCACUGAACAAAAUUCUUAAGGACAUCAUAUGCCGAGUACAAUUGGGACUGGGAAAGCGAGUGCGGUAUGUCCCGGGAUGGGAUUGCCAUGGUUUACCAAUUGAGCUCAAGGCCCUUGAAGCCCAGAAGGGAUCGAAGGAUGCAGGGGGCUCUAUCAGCGCAGCGGUGAUAAGGAAGGAAGCGCGUGCAUUGGCAAGACGGACGGUUAAAGAACAAAUGAAGGGAUUCCGUGGCUUUGCGGUCAUGGGCGAUUGGGAGAACCAUUGGAAGACUAUGGAUAAGGAAUUCGAGAAGAGACAACUUGGAGUUUUCCGGGAAAUGGUUGAUAAGGGUUUAAUCUACCGGAGAUUCAAGCCGGUCUACUGGUCUCCAUCCACGGGCACCGCGCUCGCGGAAGCGGAAUUGGAAUACAAAGAUGAUCAUGUUUCUACUGCUGCCCUGGUUAAGUUCCCCCUGGUAACUAUUCCGUCGCACUUGGCGCAGAAUCCGCUGCUACAAGUUAAGGAUCUUACUGCUGUGAUUUGGACUACUACUCCCUGGACGCUCCCGGCCAACGCUGUAAUUGCUGUUCACCCAGAGCUAGAAUACACGAUUGUUCAGUCAGACACGCACGGUCACCUUCUCGUUGCGCAAUCUCGGCUACAGUAUCUUGAAAACAUCCUCAAGGAAGACCUAUCUGUGAUAAUUCCAUCCAUCCUUGGGUCGGAGCUGGCAGAUCGGACGACGUAUCGGCCUCUGUUCAAGGGGGCUGAUGCAGAGCCUCAGCCCAUCAUUGCCGCCGACUUUGUCACUGCCGAUUCUGGAUCCGGUCUUGUUCAUUGCGCUCCAGGCCAUGGAAUGGACGACUACGACGCCUGCCUCUCUCGCGGUAUUCCUGCAUUCGCCCCUGUUGAUGAUCAUGGCAGAUUCACCGACCAGGCUAUGCCUAGUGACCCCACAAGAUUGAGUGGCAAGAGCGUCUUAGAUGAAGGAAACGUCGCUGCUCUUGAAUACAUUGAAUCACAAGGCUACCUUCUUUCGAAGCAUCGGUACGAACAUAAAUAUCCCUAUGACUGGAGGUCUAAGCGCCCUAUCAUUAUCAGAGCCACUGAGCAAUGGUUCGCCGAUGUGGCGGACAUUCGUGACAGUGCAGUGAAGGCUUUGGAGGAUGUUCAUUUCGUUCCACCUUCCGGACGUCAACGAUUGGAAAACUUCGUGAAAAACCGUAGCGAAUGGUGUAUUUCGCGUCAGCGUGCUUGGGGUGUACCGAUUCCUGCGCUCUACCACCGGAGCACAGGUGAAGCCGUGCUUACCAAGGACACUGUCUCGCAUAUCAUGGCCGUUAUUGAUGAGCGCGGCGUUGACGCCUGGUGGACGGAUGAUGCAAAUGAUCCUGCCUGGAUCCCACCAUUCCUCCAGGAGGCGUCUGGACCUGGGUAUAGGCGUGGAACAGACACUAUGGAUGUGUGGUUUGACAGUGGCACCAGCUGGGCUGAGAUCGAAACACCCUAUCCUAACGGCUAUCCAGCGGAUGUCUAUUUAGAAGGUACUGAUCAACAUCGCGGUUGGUUCCAGUCGGGCCUCCUCACAUUCACAGCCCACCAACUCGCGACAGGGCAGACGGCUCCCCGUGCACCAUUUAGACACCUUAUCACACACGGUUUCUUCCUCGACGAGCAAGGACGCAAAAUGAGCAAAUCUAUCGGUAAUGUGAUACAUCCGCAAGCCAUCAUGGAUGGGACCCUUUUACCGCCCCUCAAGCCGAGGAAGGGCAAGAAGAAGCAGCCAGAGAGCCAAGGACCCGUCUACGAUGCUCUUGGGCCUGAUGCGCUUCGUAUGUGGGUUGCAAGCAGUGAUUACACCCGCGACGUGGCUAUUGGAAAGCAGGUUCUUCAGACUGUUAACACAAGUUUGCACAAGUACAGAGUGACUUUUAAGCUCUUGCUUGGUGCUCUUUCAGACUUCCGCUUCGAGGAUCGCGUGCCUUAUGAGCAGUUGCAGCAAGCUGAUCGGAUCGCGCUCAAGCAUCUAUCUGAAAUGACACUGGCUUGCCAAAAGGCCUGUGAACACUUCGAGUUCUAUAAGGCUGUGAAUGCUUUGAACCGUUGGGCCAACCUCGAAUUCUCUGCAUUCUAUAUGGAGGCCAUUAAAGACCGACUGUAUACCUAUGGGGAGAACAGCCUAAGUAGACGCGCUGCGCAGACAACCCUGUUCCAUAUUUACCAUCACCUUCAAGAAGCAUUGGCCCCUAUCACGCCCAUGCUCGUGGAAGAGACUUGGGAGCACACGCCUGCAGCAAUAAAGUCGCAUUGUGAGCAUCCUUUGAAGCGUAUUAUCUCUGUGCCUCCUUCGGAAUGGCAAAACAACUCUCUUGAGGCAGACUAUCAGGACCUCAUUGCUGUCCAUUCAGUUAUCAAGAACGUCCAGGAAAUUGCCCGAGGUAAGAAGGAACUGGGCUCGUCCCUCCAAUCUUUUGUUCAUAUUGUUCUUCCCCAGGGUGUCAAUGACACCGUAUUCCAACGAACUCAAACCGAACUUCCCGAUAUCUUUGUUGUAUCUUCCGUUACGCUUGGCAAUCCCGGUGAGCCUAUUCCCGCAACUAUUGCAGAUGCACAAUGGCAGUACAACGAAGACUUUGAGCUGCCCAGUGGACAAAAAGGCACUGUAUAUGUUUAUACCCCGCAGGCCGACAAAUGCCCGCGGUGCUGGCGCUAUGUUGUUCUAGAAUCACAGGCUGCCGAAGAGGCUGUUUGUGAUCGCUGUGAGGACGUUGUCAGUGAGCUUGAUGUGGCCAAAGCGGCUAAGGAGGCCGAAACACCAUAA
This is a messenger RNA of Aspergillus alliaceus, 4509 nucleotides long. Its product is annotated as tRNA synthetases class I-domain-containing protein. Lineage: Eukaryota; Fungi; Ascomycota; Eurotiomycetes; Eurotiales; Aspergillaceae. The record is from RefSeq and is a predicted model, not a curated record. Gene Ontology annotation, cellular component: cytosol. The coding region runs from base 1 to 4509 and encodes 1502 amino acids. Gene Ontology annotation, molecular function: tRNA binding; isoleucine-tRNA ligase activity; ATP binding. The transcript is spliced from 3 exons. Gene Ontology annotation, biological process: isoleucyl-tRNA aminoacylation.